CCUUCUUCAUCAAUUACAUUUACACUCUCAUUGUUCAGUUUAACAUUUUCAUAGACAAAAUAUGAUAAGCCAAAUGAAAUUACUUCUCUUCUUAUUCAUCGUCCUUGUUCUAUCAAAAACUGUCAUAUCAGCUAGAAAACCAUCCAAAUCUCAAUCAAAACCUUGCAAAAACUUCGUCCUCUACUAUCAUGACAUAAUGUUUGGCGUCGAUGACGUGCAAAACGCGACUUCUGCUGCCGUUACCAACCCUCCGGGACUCGGGAAUUUCAAAUUCGGAAAGCUCGUGAUCUUCGACGAUCCAGUGACCAUAGACAAAAACUAUCAAUCCGAACCUGUGGCACGUGCUCAAGGCUUCUAUUUCUACGACAUGAAGAAUGAUUACAAUGCGUGGUUCUCAUACACACUUGUGUUUAACUCGACUCAACACAAAGGGACGUUAAACAUAAUGGGAGCAGAUCUUAUGAUGGAGAAGACAAGAGAUCUGUCUGUGGUCGGAGGAACAGGUGAUUUCUUCAUGUCUCGAGGGAUUGUUACGUUUGAAACUGACACCUUUGAAGGUGCGAAGUAUUUUAGGGUCAAGAUGGAUAUCAAACUCUAUGACUGUUACUAAAAGAAAAAGGAAAAAAAAAAGGCAAUGUGUGUGUGUUUUUGAGUACUCUGGACUUCUGAUGAUUGAAUAAGCUUAUGUAACAAUCUUAUUUUGGGAUUUUAUGUGUUCUGCUAGAUAUGUCUUUUGAUGCGAUUCAUAUCAUCUAAUAUCCCCUAUUAUGUCAU
Molecule: messenger RNA, 774 nt
Organism: Brassica rapa (field mustard)
Lineage: Eukaryota; Viridiplantae; Streptophyta; Magnoliopsida; Brassicales; Brassicaceae
Product: dirigent protein 5
Source: RefSeq, a predicted model, not a curated record